Taeniopygia guttata (zebra finch) is the source of this 4546-nucleotide messenger RNA. It is a transcript of the gene SLC25A32, whose product is annotated as solute carrier family 25 member 32. Lineage: Eukaryota; Metazoa; Chordata; Aves; Passeriformes; Estrildidae. The record is from RefSeq and is a predicted model, not a curated record. Gene Ontology annotation, biological process: transmembrane transport; nucleotide transport.
CGCGCGCGGCCGGCGAUGGGCUCCGCGGGUGUCGCGUGCGCGGCGCGCGAGCCGCUGGAGCCGCUGGCGCGCGAGCCGGGCGCGCGCUCCGUGCUGCGGCACGUGCGGCUGGAGAACCUGGCGGCGGGCGUCGGCGGCGGCGUCCUGUCCACCCUGGCGCUGCACCCGCUGGACCUCGUCAAGAUCCGCUUCGCAGUAAGCGAUGGAUUGGAGCUGAGGCCAAAGUACAAUGGAAUUCUUCACUGUAUGACCACAGUCUGGAGGCAUGAAGGACUUCGAGGCUUGUACCAAGGGGUAACUCCAAACAUGGUGGGAGCAGGGGCCUCCUGGGGACUUUACUUUUUUUUUUACAAUGCCAUCAAAGCUUACAAGAAGGAAGGGAAGAUGGAAAGUCUCAGUGCAAGGGAACACCUAGUGUCAGCUGCAGAGGCAGGAGCCAUGACUCUCUGCAUUACAAACCCAAUCUGGGUAACCAAGACUCGACUUGUGCUACAAUAUAACGCUGGCGUGGAUCCAUCCAAGCGGCAAUACAGAGGAAUGUUUGAUGCUCUUAUAAAGAUAUACAAGACAGAAGGCAUACGUGGCUUAUAUAAGGGAUUUGUGCCUGGUCUGUUCGGAACAUCUCAUGGAGCACUUCAGUUCAUGGCCUAUGAGGAUUUGAAAGAGAGAUACAACAAGUACAGAAACAGAGUAUCAGAUACAAAAUUGAACACUGUGGAAUACAUACUGAUGGCAGCUGUAUCCAAAAUAUUUGCUGUGGUAGCAACGUAUCCCUAUCAAGUUGUGCGAGCUCGUCUUCAAGACCAGCAUAACACAUAUUCUGGGGUGUUGGAUGUGAUCCGCAGGACAUGGAGGAAAGAAGGUGUUCAUGGAUUUUACAAAGGAAUUAUAGCUAAUGUAAUCAGAGUGACUCCUGCCUGCUGUAUUACCUUUGUAGUUUAUGAAAAUGUGUCUGGCUUUUUACUUGGUUUUAGGAAAGAAAAUAAUUAAAGGUAUGAACUUGUGUUCCUAGGAAGGAAUCUAUCCUUCAAUUUUUAUAUUUAUGAUCUGGGAGAAAUUUAGUUCAGCAGUCUUCUUUGACACUGUGAAUUGAUCUGGCAUUUUGAGGAAAGAAUUCAGAGACAAGAAACCCUGCCAGCAUCUCUCCUGUUGAAUGUUGAAUUGCUGCCUUCCUCUCUGAAUCAGCUGUGACUGGUUGAAGCAGAUGUCUGCAACUGUGAAAUGAUAGUGCUGUGACUGGGUGAAGGCAGCUGCACAGCAAUUCCAUUUAUCCUGGCCUGCCUGGUAUAACCCAGUAAGCAGUUUCCACAAGUCUCAGGAUAGCAGUUGGUGAGAUUCUGCUCCUCCACAAGUGGAAAACUUCAUCUGAAAGCAACCCUGGGGCCUGUCAAAGCUUUCUUAAAUCUCUGAGUCUCAUUAAAACAAGGAAUGUCAUCUGAAUCCACCUCUGUUAUUCAUCACAUUUUAAGAUAUGGAAUGCUCCAGACUCCACUGUUUAUCCUGCUGCCUCAGUGAGGUGCAGUUUGGAAGCUGAAAUUUUUUUAAAACAGCUGUUAAUUCUUGAGUUUGAAUAAUUGCAAGUCUGAAGCUCAGUUCUUGUCUCAUACCAGGCCAGACUUGCACUGUGUUUUUUGACUUGGUUUUAGCAGCAGACUGGUGUGCUGAAAGUGCGUGCAAUGCUGGAUGCUUAAUUCAUUUUCUCUCUCUUUCAUUCUCUCUCCAUCUCUCACUGUGCCAGAAUCUGUCUCCAUUAGUGAUACAGCUGACCAAAUAUUACUAAGUAAAUGCAUAUUUGAAAGUGGGCUUACAUUUUAAAGAUGAGGAUUUUUUUCUAGUAAUCCCAUAGUGAUGCAGUGUUCAAGCCAGUGUACUAACAAAUAGGACUACACUUACUUUCAAUGAUAUUCUCUGGAAAAAAAAAUGUUUCUAGUCUAAAAAAAUCCUGUGCACAAGCCUUUCUGUAAAAAAACAGAACUAUUUGUUAAUGUCUUCUGAUUUGGUUUAAGGAAAAGAUUGUUAAUAUAUUGAUUGCUAAUUUACUGAUAAAUUAAGUUGUAGUACAUCUCAGUAAAUUUGUAUAAUAAUUAUGGGUUUUUUCCCACGCCAAUAAUUGUUGUCAAGGAUAUGUACUAUGAGAGUUCUGGGUUUGGUGGUUUGGGGCUUUUUAUUUCUUUUAGAAAAGACAUUAGUGACCUUAACAUCUGCCUCCUGCUGUUGGUAAGAAGAUAUUAAGUAUCUAGUAAGUAUCAUUUAACUAGAAAUAGGUUUGCAAAGGCUAUCCAAUAGUUAGGGGGAAAUCAUCAGUGUCGUAGGCAGCAGAAUAAUCACUUAGAUAAGUUUUCUGUUUACCAGACUAACCUAAAGCAGAAAGAACAAUUCUUAAUAAAAUUUUAAGAUUAGGGACUUGGUUUAAAUUUUAAGUUAAAAUCUGGAAAGCCAUAGAAACUCAGUAUUUUGAAUCUUCAUUCAGUGAUCCACUUACUUGUUUUGUAGAUACUGUUGCCACAUACCACAUUUUGUGUAUCACUGAAUUUAUUAAUAAUCUACACUUUCUCUUCCAUAAUCCCAUCCCUUCUACUGAUAGAGCUGAUAAUCUCAUCAGAAAGAAUCAUCUCAUCUGGAGAUUGUGGUAGCACAUUUAUCUCUCAGGAUUUUUCAGAGAGGUGCACAGAGAGACAGAAAGAGAAAAUAAUUUCUAUUUCUGCUCCUUGUUUUCCCCAUGUGGAAUGUGUUUGGAGAAUUGUUUACCUGGAAUGAUUGCUUGAUUGGAUUCUGGUGGGGAUUGUUUGAGCCUGAUGGUCAGUCCAAUCCACCUGUGUGUGGACUCUCGUGAGAAGGUCACGAGUUGUGUUAGUUAGAGAUAUACUUAGAGCAAGUAGAUUUGUAGUUUUUAGUAUCUUCCUUUAAAUAGUAUAUAAUGUAUUUUAGCAUAAUUACAAUAAAUCAUUCAGCCUUCUGAAUUGAGUCAGACAUCUUCAUCUCUUCCCAUCAGGUUUGCCUGCAUUCACAACAGUGGAUGGCCAUCUCAUGGCUGGCUUUGGUUUUUAUUAUGGCAGUUUCCGUGUGUAUUUAGCCGAAGAUAAAUUUACUGGAAGUUUCCCAUGUCAAUUAUGUAGAUCCAGAACAGCAGCUCCUGCCUUUGGAGGGUGCUUACUGGGCUUUGUGUGUUUUUUGGUACACAGAAUGAAUGUAAUGGAACACUGAAUUAACUCUACCACCCAGGGUCCAAAAUAUGUUGUGAAGACAUGAAAACAUCAUAAAAGAGAAAAAGCUGUGCAGGUACUACCCUGGAUUAGUGUGCUCUGUGCCCAGAACAGCUUACUCGUGCUUCAGGAUAACUGCAAGGAUAGGCUGUGAGCAUGUGCACAAUCACUCGCUGUAUGUUAGCUGAGGUUCUGUAAGUUCACACCGCAGCUCAGCUCAUAGUAACUUGUUUGUGUUCAGGUACCUUAAAACCAUCAUCCAAGCCAGUGAAAACAUUGCAGUUCUUCAGAGACAAAAUGCCAGCUGUGUAACUUGCUGGCUCACAGCAAAUCUCACACACCAUCUUGCAGUUGGGCAAGCCCAAGUGCCCCUGUCACUGCAGGUGUCCUCCCCUGGUAUCUGCAGCAACAGCUACAGGCAAGAGCUACAUCCGAGAGAUGCCUGGGGGAAAUCGUACAGCUUGUUCAGAGAAGAAAAUGAGAUUUAAUUCUAAAUAGCUGAAAUAGGUUCAGUUAUCUCAGAUUUAAUGGGUUUUUUUUCUUUUAAUUUCUGGGAAGAGUGGAGAUUUUUGCAUGUUGUACAUGCUUUUCGUGUUUUUUUUAUUUUGUUAAUGUGAAAUUUGUUUUGUAAUACAAACAUGACUGUUGUUUCUCUUUAGAAUGUGUACAAUUAAAAAAAAUAUUUGAGUGUGUCACUUGCAGCAUUUGGAAGGCAAUACUUCAAACACUGAAGCUUAUAGUCUGUUGGCAUGAUCAGUGUUGUCACUUUCAGACAGCUGUGACAUCAUUGUUUUACUUUACCAGUUCACUUUUGGAAAGCCUAGGCAUUUCAACCUGUCUUAUUUCUGUAUCUUCUAAACUGUUUAAUACAUCUAGUUUUUAACCAACACCAAAGUGAUUCUGUAUAUCUGAAAGGCUAAAUCCAGGAGAAUUAUUUUAUUGGAGCAAUGAAAUUAAGUGUUAUAACUAAAAUUAUUUAGUGUCUGCAUCUUAGUAGUGGAGACCAGUCAUAGGUAUCACUGAAAUCCAGUCUGUUGAGAAGCAAGAGAAGAGGAGCUUAGAUAGUCUGGUUUUGCUCAGUUAUUCAUAAUGAGGUAUUUGACACUUACCACAUUGUCUAGGUCACAGUUAAGUCACCAGGAGUAACAGCAGAGCAUCCUAUUCUGCAGUCAGGUUUACAGGAGUGCAUUUUAUCAAUGUUUUCUGAAGGCCAAAGCAAACACCUGAUUUUACUUUCUUUGAACUUUAUCUAUAAAGCCUUCUAAAAAAAUCAUGUAUAAUAACACCAUGUAAAAUACCUUAAACAGAUAAAUGUUCAAUAAAAUAAACUGGAAUUUUUUUUU